AUUUGGUAAAAAGAUUUGCAAUGUUUUUCAGGUUGAACGAGAGUAUCUCGGCUGUCCGAAAUUUGCAACGAACUGCGCAAUUCUGGCCGAAGAACGUGACAAGAGAGUAGAGCCGCCCGCCGGAGAUCUGCUAACAUGAUUGAUUGUUAGGAUGAAUUAACCGAGAUCGGAACAUGACGGCCGCCGAAGAUCUGCUAAUCAGCAAUAAUUAACCGAGAGUGAAACAUCAUAAUCAGCAAUAAUUGCGUACUCUUUCAAAUUUACGAUUCCUUUGUCGCUACUUGCGAGCUGCGUUGUUUGGUUUAAUCUCUCAGCCUGUUAAUAAACAGUAAAAAUUAAACUCAGACCAAUCAUUGUCACAGAGACAAGAUGAACACGUUUGUCGCCAUCCUCAGCUCAUCCCUCUCUGUAUAUCUUAUUUUUGCUUUCCAUUGCGAAAACCGGAAUUCCUUCGUUUCUCAUUGAGAUGGGCCAAAUCCAAAUUCUCCUCCUUCCCCUUAUCCCCUCAUCCGAAUAUUACUUCUUAACAUCAUCAAUCCACUCUCCCAUCUCCGGACUAUAACCCGGCUCCGGAUUUCACAAUCCGGAGAGAAAACGACACAUCGGGGAUUUGAAUGGCGUCGGUGUUUCUGUACCACGUGGUGGGGGAUCUGACGGUGGGGAAGCCGGAGCUGGUGGAGUUCACGGAGACGGAGACGGUGGAAUCGGCGAUUAAGGCCAUAGCGGAGUCAACUGAGUGCGGGAUACCGGUUUGGAAGAAGAGGUGCCAGCAGCAUGGCGCGGCGGAGAGGGCGGAGAUGCGGCAGCAGAGGUUUGUGGGGAUACUUAACUCGCUCGACAUUGUUGCCUUUUUGUCCAGAAAGGAGUGUUUGGCAGAUCAGGAGAAGGCGAUGAAGACCCCUGUUUCUGAGGUGGUUGUGCCAAACAGUUCCUUGCUGAAGGAGCUUGAUCCUGCCACCAGAUUGAUAGAUGCACUGGAGAUGAUGAAGCAUGGCGUGAAGCGGCUUCUGGUUCCCAAAAUUCUUGUGUGGAGAGGAAUGAGCAAGCGUUUCUCUAUUCUAUACAACGGCAGGUGGCUCAAGACCAUUAAAACUACUGCAAACAAUGCCAACCAACCAUCAUCAUGUGCUGCUUCCAUACGUGACAAGUUCUGUUGCCUGUCAAGAGAAGAUGUCAUCCGUUUUGUCAUCGGUUGCCUCGGUGCAUUGGCUCCUCUACCUCUUUCCUCCAUUUCCUUCCUUGGAGCCAUCAAUCCGAACUACUGCUUUGUUGAGUCAUCCCGGCCUGCCAUAGAGGCGUCCCUAACAACCCCUCAUGAUCCCGGUGCAAUUGCGGUCGUGGAGGUCACUUUAGAAGGACACAGUAAGAUAAUCGGUGAGAUCUCCGCGACUAAACUGUGGAAAUGUGAUUACUUAGCUGCGGCGUGGGCACUGGCUAAUCUCUCUGCAGGGCAGUUUGUUAUGGGGGCAGAAGAGGAAAAUGUUACUUCUUCCAGAUCACUGCCUGAUUUUGCUGCUGUCAGGCGAGGAGAACAGGUCCUUAAACCUCCUAUAUUAGCUUCUGUUCAAGGGUCAACAAGCAGGGUGAGGAAAUUCAGCAGCAGGAGCAUUGGGUUCUUUAGCAAUAACAGUGCAGCCAACACUAGCUUAGGCAUUGCGAGAAGCAUGUAUAGGGGAAGGAGUGCACCAUUGACGUGUAGGAUUACGAAUUCGCUGGCUGCGGUCAUGGCCCAGAUGUUGUCUCAUCGUGCUACUCACGUGUGGGUUACCGAAGCUGAAAAUGAAGAGAAAUUGGUCGGGGUGAUUGGGUAUGCGGAUGUCUUAGCUGCUGUCACCAAAGCUCCACAAUCCUUCUUAAUUCCGGAUACCGCACAUUCAUCUUAAAUAUACGUUUUCGCUUCUGAGCUAACCAUACCUUAAGGGAGUUGAUAAUGAAGAAAGGAAUUGCCUUGUCUUGUGUUAUGUUCUGUUUGGUAGGCAUCUUCUUCCUUUUAAUGGACUGGCAGAUUCAUUGCUCAGAUGGUCUGUAUACUUUGCUAGUGAAUGCAUGUAGUACAGUAAUGAAAAUAGUACUUUUUUUAAAAAUUACCUUACUGUACAAUCAUUGAGCACACUAUUUGUAAGAUUGCCAUUGAACAUACAAUUAAAUUAGAUUAUCUUAGGUAAUACGCAGUAGGAAUUUCUUCUCGUAUGAACCGUGAAACAUCGAUAACACAGGGAUAACACAGGGAAUGCAAACAAUUUAGGUUUACUUUGCUAAUCUAUUUUAUUUUGUUAAUUUUAUCCCAGAAACAACUGUAUGACUC
Messenger RNA from Cuscuta europaea, 2305 nucleotides. NCBI's taxonomy places the organism in Eukaryota, Viridiplantae, Streptophyta, Magnoliopsida, Solanales, Convolvulaceae. The record is from the annotation of a GenBank genome assembly.